AUGGUACCAUCUUCCCUGAGAAAUCGUCUCCUCAUCACUGCUAUAUUCUCGGCCUCGCUAUUCAGUUCCGGAUACGCCGCAUGCGAGACACAGGAAAUCAAUCUUUUCGCAAACCCAUCCUUUGAACUCGGAGAUCUGACUGGUUGGACUGUUGCCAUCGAGGAACAAGACGCAGAGGUCAUAACAGGAGAUGCCUCUGAUGGCCAAUAUUAUUUUACGGACGGAUUCGUAGGCGCAGCAGGCGAGAAUUAUCUGUACCAACAGUUAACAGAUCUUGACACUACGCAGACCUACUCCCUCUCCGUCGACUAUAAAUUUGCGACUCCAGCAAAAUAUCUAGACCUUCCUACCGUCCCAUACCAUGUUUGCAUCUUAGCAUUUUCGGAGAAUACCUUUUCUAGCUUUAUCGAUAGUAGCUACAAGCUGAUCUACGCGUCUGAGGAUCCCUCUUGGUCAACUUUCACGAGAUCCUGGCAACCCUCAUCGGCUACCGCGAAUCUUUACAUUUUUUUCUACUGUGACUCUGCCGGAUACAACUCCCUCAGCCUGGAUAACGCGAAAGCUAUGGGAACGGUAUCAGUCUGCUCGAGUACAAGCACUCCCACUCCGACUCCUACCACAACUCCUUCCGGUGUUGCCACUUCCUCGUCUAUCGCUAUCCAUACCUCGUCAAGUAUUCCUGUCUCUUCGGUCGUCAGCUCUGCUCGAGUCUCUUUGAGCUCCUCUCGCUCUGUCGUGCCUUCCAGCAUUCCUGCUUCUUCAUCCGUUACUGCCAUUGCUAGCUCGAAGUCCAUUCCGACUAGCAGCAGCCUCAUUGGGCCUGUUUCUUCUGCUCCGGCUCCUUCUGCCCCGGUCUCCUCAGGUCUUCCGACUACAUCCGUUCCCUCUAGCUCAGCACCCUGGAGCCGUCGUCCUAUUUCUUCGGCUCCUGCUAGUUCGGCACCCUGGAGCCGUCGGCCCAUUUCGUCGACUCCUCUUCCUUCCUUAUCAUCCAUUCCCUGGUCUAUUCCUACCGGUCCAGCUGGCUCCACUGGUCAUGGUCCUCAUCCCGGUUCUGGUCAUGGUGGUAAACCUGGCUUUGGCUACGGUGGCAAACCCGGCUACGGUCAUGAAGGUGGUCACCCCGGCUCUGGUCACGAGGGCGGUAAGCCUGGCUCUGGGCAUGAAGGUGGUCACCCUGGCUCUGGUUACGAAGGUGGUAAGCCUGGCUCUGGUGACGAAGGCGGUCACCCUGCCUCUGGCCAUGAAGGUGGGAAGCCUGGCUCUGUUACAGGCCUUCCACCUCCUCAAGUCACCACGUCGACUAUUCUGAGCACCCGCACCACCACCAUCACUGCAUGCCCCUCCAGUGUUACUGACUGUCCUGCCCGUCAACGCACAACUUAUCUUACUACCGAGACCGUCGUUGUCGGUACUACCAUUUGCCCAGUUACUGCUGCUGAGGCCACCCAGACUGCAAGCUCUACUUCUACUCAGGAAUGGACCACAUCCACUGCACUCACCACUCGCACUGCAACUAUCACUGCUUGCCCUUCGUCCGUAAAGAACUGCCCUGCUUCUGAAAAGUCGACUUGGGUCACUACGGAGACUGUUGUCGAUUAUACUACCAUCUGCCCAGUCACUGCGGCUGAAGCCACCCAGACUGCAAGCUCCAGCUCCACCUCGACUCAGGAAUGGACCACUUCUACUGCCUUUACCACACGCACUGCAACUAUCACUGCUUGCCCUUCGUCUGUAAAGAAUUGCCCUGCUUCUGAGAAAUCGACAUGGGUCACUACGGAGACUAUUUUCGAUUAUACUACCAUCUGCCCAGUCACUGCAGCUGAAGCCACCCAGACUACAAGCUCCGAGUCUGCCUCGUACACUGACGCCGGACCAAGCGGCGCCGAAUGGACUGGUUCUGUCUCGAGCGGCCCGUUGUCUACUAGCUCCGAGUCUGCCUCGUAUACUGGUGCCGGACCUAGCGGCGCCGAAUGGACUGGUUCUCCCUCAAGCAGUUCGUUGUCUACUUACUCCAAGCCAGAGUCACCGACCGCCAUUGCAACCGAAGCCUCGACAGUCGGGAGUGCGCAAGCUAUCAACACCGGCGCAUCGGGUGUUGGCGCCCUUGGAACCACCGUCUCUUCUAGCGGCAAGCCUAUCAAGGCCACCCCUUCGAGCUUUGCUACAUCGAGCUCUUCCAUUCCUUAUAUUGCUUCUUCGCCAUCUGGCUCUACCACUGGACAAGCAAGUGGCACUACCGUCACCGGCCCUGUCUACACUGGAGCUGCGACUUUCUCUUCCACUUUCUCUGCCAGCCUUCUUUGCGGCUUGGUCCUCUUUGCCAUGUCUCUUGUAUAUUAA
This is a messenger RNA of Penicillium verhagenii, 2343 nucleotides long. RefSeq lists its product as uncharacterized. The coding region runs from base 1 to 2343 and encodes 780 amino acids. The transcript has 2 exons. NCBI's taxonomy places the organism in Eukaryota, Fungi, Ascomycota, Eurotiomycetes, Eurotiales, Aspergillaceae. The record is from RefSeq and is a predicted model, not a curated record.